Molecule: messenger RNA, 2128 nt
Organism: Alternaria rosae
Lineage: Eukaryota; Fungi; Ascomycota; Dothideomycetes; Pleosporales; Pleosporaceae
Product: major facilitator superfamily-domain-containing protein
Exons: 3
Coding region: 371-2005 (544 amino acids)
Biological process (GO): transmembrane transport
Cellular component (GO): membrane
Molecular function (GO): transmembrane transporter activity
Source: RefSeq, a predicted model, not a curated record
CACGUAAAGAACGUUGAAGAUUGCUCAGGGUAAUGUCAGGAACGAUGAGCGGCAAACUAGUACGCGCAUUGCGCUGUCAUCGCUUUCGCACACAUACUUCUACACAAUAUGCGAAUCGCGAACUAGCAUUCUUACGCAGACAUCCCCUGCCUCUGCCUCAAGACGCGUCGUUGAGAAUCGACGAGCACUGUCGUCAUCGCGGUACCAUCUCGGAACGUACAGUCAAAACGACAUAUGCGCAGAAUUUGAAGUCCAUUCAGCACAAGCUCAAAUUCACGAUCUUUCGCCAUAACAAAAUAUUUCACCUUAGUCUCGAGAAGACCUACUCCAGCAGGCGCUUUCCUCGGUCACGCCAUCGAACCAUCUCGAAAUGGAGGAAUCAAGAGGCUCUUUGGAGCCAACAGGCGAGAAGCUCUCGUCUACCUCCGACCAGGACUUUGACGACAGUGACUCCCACGAAGACAUAGACUGCCACAACUCUGCCGACUCUGCACAUGCUUCCAAGCAGCAGCAGGACCUGGAACUCGCGAAGACGAAGUCAAUCGCAGAGACCAUGUCUCCACUCCGCGAAGCUUUCUUUGUUGGCUUGCUCUGUUCGGCUCAGUUCGUUACACAAGCGGGUCUGCUAGGCACUCUCAAUAUCUUGCACAUCAUUGGAUCCGAUCUUGGUAUCACCGACCCCGGUGUCCUGUCCUGGCUGAUUGCGGGUUAUUCGUUGACAGUCGGUACCUUCAUUCUGUUGUCGGGCCGUUGUGGAGAUCUGUUCGGAUACAAGAACAUGUUGAUUGUGGGCUAUAUUUGGUUCGGCAUCUGGAUGACAGUAGCCGGAUGCAGCGUUUAUAUCGAAGGAAAUGGUGGCCAAGUGCUUUUCAUCUUCUCGCGUGUACUGGGAGGUAUAGGACCGGCGAUAUUACUGCCCAAUGCGCUUGGCUUAUUAGGCGCGACAUACAACGAGGGGAAGAGGAAGGAUAUGGUGUUCUCGCUGUUUGGAGCAUGCGCACCCGGUGGUGGCAUAGCUGGGGGCGCGUUCGCUGGUCUUUGGGCGCUCUUGUGGUGGCCGUGGGCGUUCUGGACGUUUGGCAUUGCGCUGUUUUGCCUUGCCAUUUUGUCGAUCUUUAUCCUUCCCUCAGUACCGCUCGACCCGGAAGUUCGCAAUCUCUCGCACAGGGAGCGAAUUCGUGAGCUUGAUCUUCUCGGCGCAACUGUUGGCAUUACCGCCAUGAUCCUGUUCAACUUUGCCUGGAAUCAAGCGCCUGGAUUCGGAUGGGAACACCCCUACAUCUACGUCUUGCUUAUAAUCGGCCUUCUUCUCUUUCCUCUCUUCUUUUGGAUCGAGAUCAAAGUCGCCAAGAAGCCUCUCAUCCCGUUUGAUGCUCUCAGCACGGAUGUCUCGUUCGUGUUGACUUGCAUAGCAUGUGGCUGGGCUGCUUUCGGUAUCUGGGUUUACUACUUUAUCCAAUUCCUCCAGCAGCUGCGUGGCGAGUCUCCGCUUCUCACAAUGGCUCAUCUCUGCCCUGUCGUGAUCUCCGGCUUCAUCGCUGCUGUCACCACUGGUCGUGUCAUUUCGCGCAUCGGCCCAGGGUGGGUCAUGCUUAUCAGCAUGCUAGCGUUUUUGGCAGGCAAUAUUCUCGUCGCUACACUCCCGAUCAACCAGAUCUACUGGGCGCAGACCUUUGUUACCACGCUCGUCAUUCCAUGGGGUAUGGAUAUGAGUUUUCCCGCCGGCACGCUGAUCAUGAGUAAUGCCGUCGCUAAGAAGCACCAAGGUAUGGCGGCGAGUUUGGUCAACACAAUCGUGAACUACAGCAUCAGUAUUGGCGUUGGCAUCGCAGGAACAGUGGAGGUUCAUGUGAACGAUGGCGGAAGAACGGAAGAGGAUGAACUGAACGGUUAUCGCGGCGCCAUGUAUGUUAGCGUCGGAUUGAGCGGCAUGGGUGUAGUGACGAGCUUGCUGUUCUUGCUCAAGAUAUGGUUGAGGGAGAAGAGGGCACAGAAGAACAUCUAAACUUAGAGUCUUAGUAUUCAACCUAGAUUCAACAUUGCUGACUUUCUUUGGCGUGCACUUUCGCAGCUUUGUGCGUACGCCCGCCAUCUCUGAGUGAUUACGUCACCGUGUCGCACCAUCCCG